AUGCUACGGUUUUCGUUUAGUAACGAAAAAGAAAAAGAAGAAAGUAAUGAGGGUGUUUAUAGAUUUCUUGUUGCUCUUAAUGGGAGAUAUAAAUGCAAGGGACCCCUGCAGCAGCAGCAGCAGCAGCAGCAGCAGCAGCAGGAGCAGCAGCAGCAGCAGGAGCAGCAGCAGCAGGAGCAGCAGCAGGAGCAGCAGCAGGAGCAAACGAAUCCAGCAGAAAGGGCGGAAGACUCGAUGGACACGGACGGAGCGCCAGCAGCAGCAGCAGCAGGAGAAGCAGCAGCAGAAGAAACAGCAGCAGCAGAAACAGCAGCAGCAGCAGCAGCAGCAGGAGGAGAUUCAUCUGACGUUGCUGCAGGUGCAGCAGCAGAUGCAGCAGCUGACUCAGCAGCAACCGACGCAGCAGCAGCAGCAGCAGCAGGAGCAGCAGCAGGAGCAGCAGAUACAGGUUCAAAUGGAGUUGAAUGUAUAGACGAGGACAGAGAAGAAAAAGAAGAAGAGAAAGAAAAAAAAAUAAAUAUAUUUGUUGCUGAUGUUUCUAUGCUGCAGCACUGCAGCACAGACACCGCAGGGGCCCCCUGGUGUCUCGAUGAUAUAUUAAAACUUUUUGUGUUUUCUCUUCUUUCUCUCGGCAGCAAAACACAAACUCAUUUACACCGAGUUUUAUCUAAUUACGCCAACACUUUCCGUCUCUACGAGCAGCAGCAGCAGCAGCAGCAGCAGCAGCAGCAGCAGCAGCAGCAGCAGGAGCAGGGGCGGGAGCAGGAGGGGGAGGUGCAGAUGCAAGAGGAGGAGGAGCAGCAGCAGCUGCAGCAGCAGCAGCAGCAGCAGCAGCAGCCAGCAGCAGCAGCAGCAGCAGCAGCAGCAGGAGCAGGGGCGGGAGCAGGAGGGGGAGGUGCAGAUGCAGGAGGAAGAGGAGCAGCAGCAGCUGCAGCAGCAGCAGCAGCAGCAGCAACAGCAGCAGCAGGAGGAGGUGGAUAUACACCCCGCUGUGCUGCAGGCAAUACAAAAGUAUUGGACUACCUCCCAGCAAAGGGUUUAUGCAGGACGGCACUGACACUGCACGCUUUUCUUAAGAUUGGUAUUCUGAGGCGGGCGAGGGUUUUGCAGCUGCUCUGUGCAGCGGACCCCGAGGAGCGAGACUCCUGGGGUUACCUGGAGCUCAUUGAAACCGUCUUAAGGGGAGCGGUAGAUGAAUGUGAAACAGCGAGAGAAGCUGCUGAAGAAGGCAAUGCGCCGAUGCCGGAGUGUACAGAAGCAGAGGAGGUUCGUAAACCCUAA
This is a messenger RNA of Eimeria mitis, 1281 nucleotides long. RefSeq lists its product as uncharacterized. Bases 1 to 1281 code for a protein of 426 amino acids. The record is from RefSeq and is a predicted model, not a curated record. NCBI's taxonomy places the organism in Eukaryota, Apicomplexa, Conoidasida, Eucoccidiorida, Eimeriidae. The transcript has 6 exons.